CACGCCGACUGGAGGAGAAGGCGGAGGUGGUGGCCAGCCAGAGACAGCAGCGAAUCAUCAUCAAGAGAGUCCGAAAGGAGCGGAGCAACGAGAGCGGACACAUGUCGCCAUGUUGACAAGGCCGUGGGAGGGGGAAUGGUUGCCAGCGAUGUUCGGGAUGUUUCCGAUGCGGCUGGUGUGGCUGGUGGUGCUGCUCUGUUUGCUACCUGGGCAGGUGCUGCUCGGCAACGCCGCCUCGGUCACCUGGGGCCAUGUCAACAAAUACGCCAGCGUGCUGCACACCGAAGAUGUUUACUUGCCGCCGGGGACCCCCGGCCGAGAUGUGGCCUACGGCCUGGAGAACGCCAGCGAUAACUACCGGAUUACGGGUGUGCAUGUCGAGGAUCUAGGCGCCGAUGGAGCGGAGGCCCUGCUCACGGCUGGCGGCAUUGGCCAGCAGUUUGUAGUCCUCCACUGCCGGCGACUUCGGGACUCCGAGGAGCAGGCGGCUCAUCUCGAGGUGUCCAUCUACGGAGUGGACCUGUAGGCUGUUUGCUAUCUUGUAGAGGGAACACAGUCCCAGACCCAUUGUUGUAAAUAUCAAUUAGUGUACGGAGCUUUCAGCUGUGCAAGCCAAGAGCACAUAGGAAAAAGUGUUGUAUCUUCGAGAUACAACAAGCACAUAUAUUAGCUUGAAUUAGUAUAUAUUUUAAGUAAACAAAUUUCAAAUAUUCCUUUAUGUGAAAUAUGAGUAAGUUAAUACAUAGCACUAUUUGUAGUACAAAUGAAACAUUUGCAACACUGAACUUCCCACGCCCAUCUCUAUAUUCAAUGAUAUCUUUACAUCUUCAGAUUGUAUUUAUUACUUCAGAUCCUAUAGGUUGCUAUAGCAAUGAUAGGUUUUUAUCUGCUCUGUGGACUGAAAACUUUGUAAUUCGCUCUGAACAACGUAAUAACAUUUGAAGUUGAAAGUUGCCAGGGGUUGUGAAGUUCGGAUGUCGCUUAAAGGCUGUCGGGUUUUUAUAAUCUUAUGGAAAUAUGUAGUAAGUUUGUAACUAUGUGAAAACCUAUAAGCUGCGGGCAUCUCUUGCCUUUUAUUUUGCCACUCAGUGCAUUUCAGCCUUAAUAAGUCAAUUUUUCAUUGCUGCUAGAUGCACGAGCUUGAAUUUGUUUAAUUAAAAUGUAAUAAGUCAAACAAGUUGGACGUCAUAAUAAACUUUCGCUCGAAACAAAA
Drosophila sechellia is the source of this 1213-nucleotide messenger RNA. RefSeq lists its product as uncharacterized. The record is from RefSeq and is a predicted model, not a curated record. NCBI's taxonomy places the organism in Eukaryota, Metazoa, Arthropoda, Insecta, Diptera, Drosophilidae. The transcript has 2 exons. Bases 110 to 526 code for a protein of 138 amino acids.